AGGUCACCCCUGGUGAGACUUGGCCUGCAUCCUGGGUUUGCAGUUGUGAUUUAUUUUUGGCACCUCAGCCUUGCCUCAUCAAGUAGCAAAGCACGAAGGAGGAGCAGCAAAAUAUCCUGCUCCGGCCACGAGUGUCUCCUUGGGACACACUUCAGUCCUGUUGUCCCCUCUCCUCAAGGGGCUCUGGGACCUUUGUGAUUCCCAUCAAGUUCACUCAAGGGCCUGCAAGGACCUAACGAGCCCUUCAGGAUCACCUCCACGGAGCUGAGCAUGACACGGGACGAGGCACUGCCGGACUCACAUUCCGCACAGGGUUUCUAUGAGAACUAUGAGACCAAAGAGAUCCUGGGCAGGGGAGUUAGCAGUGUCGUCAGGCGCUGUAUCCACAAGCCCACGUGCCAGGAGUACGCCGUGAAGAUCAUUGACAUCACCGGCGGGGGCAGCUUCAGCGCCAAGGAGGUGCAGGAGCUGCGACAGGCCACGCUGAAGGAGGUGGACAUCCUGCGCAAGGUGUCAGGGUACCCCAACAUAAUACAGCUGAAGGACACUUAUGAGAACAACACUUUCUUCUUCUUGGUGUUUGAUCUGAUGAAGAGAGGGGAGCUCUUUGAUUACCUCACUGAGAAGGUCACCCUGAGUGAGAAGGAAACCAGGAAGAUUAUGAGGUCCCUGCUGGAGGUGAUCUGCACCUUGCACAAACUCAACAUCGUACAUCGGGAUCUGAAGCCCGAGAACAUCCUCUUGGAUGAUGACAUGAACAUCAAGCUCACAGACUUUGGCUUUUCCUGCCAGCUGGAGCCAGGACAGAAGCUACGAGAGAUCUGUGGCACUCCCAGUUACCUGGCCCCUGAGAUCAUUGAGUGCUCCAUGAACGAUGACCACCCAGGCUACGGGAAGGAGGCGGAUAUGUGGAGCACAGGGGUCAUCAUGUACACCCUGCUGGCCGGCUCCCCGCCCUUCUGGCACCGGAAGCAGAUGCUGAUGCUGAGGAUGAUCAUGAGUGGCAACUACCAGUUUGGCUCACCUGAGUGGGAUGACUACUCCGACACCGUGAAAGACUUGGUUUCCCGCUUCUUGGUGGUGAACCCUCAGAGCCGCCUUUCAGCAGAAGAGGCCUUAGCGCAUCCCUUCUUCCAGCAGUAUGAUGUGGAAGAAGUGCGCCACUUCAGCCCCAAGGGGAAGUUCAAGGUGAUCGCUCUGACAGUGCUGGCUUCAGUGAGGAUCUACUACCAGUACCACCGGGUGAAGCCUGUGACCCGGGAGAUCGUCAUUCGUAACCCCUAUGCCCUCCGGCCUCUGCGCCGACUCAUCGAUGCCUACGCUUUCCGAAUCUAUGGCCACUGGGUGAAGAAGGGCCAGCAGCAGAACCGGGCUGCCCUCUUUGAGAACACACCCAAGGCCGUGCUCCUCUCCCUGGCUGAGGAGGACUACUGAAUUGUGCCACUGCCUCAGCUUCUCCUCACGGGAGGCCCAGAGCUACUGACACCAGGAUGAACUUCCCUCAGGGUCCCAGAAUGAGGAUGAAGGCCAGGCAACAGUCUGAGAUGCACCAUCAUGGGAGACUUUACUGGCCUCACAACGUCCAUGGGAGCAGGUUCUUCUCAAGGGGACAGUUUUCUAGAAGCAUAUAGAAGCCCUUACGUAAUUAACAAUAGAAAGGGAAACAUCUCACAUUUGUCUUUCUGGAAGACUAUUACUUUGUGACUUCACGAUUCACAAUUUGGCCUCCUGGCCCUUUAAAGACUGAUGCUGUGCCUUAAAGAGUCCAUGUUACUGCAUUUCACAUACAGCUAGUGGGAAUCGGGUUCCUUCAGAAGCACAUAAAGCACUAUAAAUGAGACAAAUGAAGGAAGCAUUUUUUUUU
Messenger RNA from Phyllostomus discolor (pale spear-nosed bat), 1864 nucleotides. RefSeq names its product phosphorylase kinase catalytic subunit gamma 1 (gene PHKG1). NCBI's taxonomy places the organism in Eukaryota, Metazoa, Chordata, Mammalia, Chiroptera, Phyllostomidae. Gene Ontology annotation, cellular component: phosphorylase kinase complex. The transcript has 11 exons. Bases 271 to 1434 code for a protein of 387 amino acids. The record is from RefSeq and is a predicted model, not a curated record. Gene Ontology annotation, biological process: glycogen biosynthetic process; protein phosphorylation. Gene Ontology annotation, molecular function: ATP binding; phosphorylase kinase activity; calmodulin binding.